This is a messenger RNA of Pyrenophora tritici-repentis Pt-1C-BFP, 1821 nucleotides long. RefSeq lists its product as uncharacterized. Lineage: Eukaryota; Fungi; Ascomycota; Dothideomycetes; Pleosporales; Pleosporaceae. The record is from RefSeq and is a predicted model, not a curated record.
AUGAGAUACUCCCUGAUCACCGCUUCCCUUAUUGGCUCCGCUUUCAGCGCGCCGGCUGUCUAUCGUCGUCAGGCUGGUGGUAACGUCCAAACUUUCACAGGUGCUCUUGGCGGUAUCGCAGCCACCCCCGUCACUGCCACUGGCGAUGCUACCCGUGGCUUUGAAGUCAAGGGUGACACAUUUGUGAAGGAGGCUGCUGCGGUAGCGAGGAGCUGUGAUCAACAGUUCAAUGGCUGCUCCAACGCGGCAAAUGGUGGUGAUGCGACAUUGACAGUGGAUCAGUGCACAGCACAGAAGACUGCUUGCGACGCUGCUGCCGGAGGUGCUGCUGGUGCUGCUGGUGGUGAUGCCGCCGCCGCCGGUGGUGCUGCAGCCGCUGGAGAGGCUGCCAACGCCAACGGCAAUGCUGGAGCUGCCAACGGCGCUGCCGCCGCCGCCGGCGCUCAGAAGGGUGAAAAGGCGAAUGGCGGAGCUGCCAACGCUGGAGGUGCAAACAAUGAGGGAGCCGCCAAUAAUGCAGCCAACAAUGCUGGAACUGCCAAUGCCACUGCACCUGCCAUGGGCGGAGCCGCUGCUGGCGGAGCUGGAGCCGAAGCUGGGGCUGGAGCCGGAAAUGCCGCUGCUGGUGGAGCUGAAGCUGGAGCCGGAGAUGCUGCCAUGGGCGGAGCUGCUAUGGGCAAGGGCAAGGGCAAGGGCAAGAACAACGGAGCUGCUGCUGGCGGUGCCGAAGCUGGGGCUGGAGCCGGAGAUGCCGCUGCUGGUGCUGCUAACGCCACUGCACCUGCCAUGGGCGGAGCCGCUGCUGGCGGAGCUGGAGCCGAAGCUGGGGCUGGAGCCGGAAAUGCCGCUGCUGGUGGAGCUGAAGCUGGAGCCGGAGAUGCUGCCAUGGGCGGAGCUGCUGCAGGCAAGGGCAAGGGCAAAAACAACGGAGCCGCUGCUGGUGGAGCUGGAGCUGGAGCCGGAAAUGCCACUGCUGGUGGAGCUGAAGCUGGAGCCGGAGAUGCUGCCAUGGGCGGAGCUGCUGCAGGCAAGGGCAAGGGCAAAAACAACGGAGCCGCUGCUGGUGGAGCUGGAGCUGGAGCCGGAAAUGCCGCUGCUGGUGGAGCUGAAGCUGGAGCCGGAGAUGCUGCCAUGGGCGGAGCUGCUGCAGGCAAGGGCAAGGGCAAAGACAACGGAGCAGCUGCUGGUGGAGCUGGAGCUGGAGCUGGAGAUGCUGCUAACGCAGCUGGCAAAGGAGCUGGCAAGGGCAAAAACAAUGGAGCUGCUGCUGGCGGUGCCGAAGCUGGAGCUGGCGGUGCCGACGCUGGUGCUGGCGGUGCCGACGCUGGUGCUGCUAAUGCAGCUGGCAAAGAAGCUGGCAAGGGCAAAAACAACGGAGCUGCUGCUGGUGGUGCCGAAGCUGGAGCCGAAGCUGGAGCUGGCGGUGCCGACGCUGCUGGAGGCGCUGCUAAUGCAGCUGGCAAAGGGGCUGGAAAGGGCAAGAACAACGGGGCUGCUGCUGGUGCCGGUGCCGAAGCUGGCGCCGCCGCUGGGGGAGAUGCUGGAGGCGCUGCCGACGCUGGCGCUCCUAAUGCAGCUGGCAAGGGAGCUGGUAAGGGCAAGAACAAUGGAGCUGGAGCUGGAGCCGGUGCUGGUGCAGAAGGUGGUGCCGCCGCUGGAGGCGCUGCUGGAGGAGAUGCUGGAGGCGCUGCUGACUCUGGUGCAGCUAACAGUGGAGCUGCAGCAGCCGGUGGUGCACAAGGUGGAAUGGGAAAGGGUGGAGCCGCGAAUGCAGAUGCUGGAGCUGAGAAUGCCGGCUCUGCCGCCGCUGGACACGCAUAG